CUCUGGAGCGGCGGGUGCCGAGUCUCGAUGACUUCGCGGGACAGAGCUGGAGCUCAUGGGUGGAACGGGCCGACCUGCCCGUGGCCGACGAAACUGAGGUACAAGGGCAACCCUUUGAAGAUGCCAAAGGGCCCCAAGACAGCAGUUUCUCUGCUCUGUGACUGUCCUAUCAAUGCAGGACCUGAGAAGCUGGGUGUGACUUUGCUGAUGCUAUGGUAACACAGGGGCUGAGUUGGAGGAGAGUAACAAAAACACGAAGAAGCUGGAUGCCAUGACCCUCAUUAAAGAAGACAUGUCCAUCUUCGGGCACUGCCCUGCCCAUGACGACUUCUAUUUGGUUGUGUGUAACCACUGCAGCCAAGUGGUGAAGCCUCAAGCUUUCCAGAAGCACUGCGAAAGAAGACAUGGGCCCCUCAGCAAGCUUUACGCCCGGGCCCCACCCCCACCUCCAGCCCCUGCCAGCUCUCAGAAAUGCCAUGUAGUGAAUGGGCAGGGCCCAGCUUGUAGGGCCCCAGGUUCCACCAAAACCUCCUCCAGGGAGAAGGGCCAGGGGUCCCGGAGCCGUGGCCACCAGCCUCCUGAGAAGACCCAGAAGGACAACCUCUGCCUUUUCAUGCCUGUUGUGAAUCUGGAGAAGAUGUCCAGUCUCCCGAAACCCGAUGGACACGGCAUCAGGGUGGCCCCACCCUCUGCUUUCCUCAGCCAGCCGGGCAGCCUCACCAAGGACUCCCCUGGAAAACCCUCCAUGGCGCCCCCUUCUAAAGAACCUCCUGGCAGAGAGAGCAUCGAGAUAACCCCCAGCGAGGGCCCUAGUCACCGGGCUGAAGUCAGCCCUCCUGAAAAGGAGCCUGGUGGGGCCAGGCUGCCCCCCAGAACCCACCGGAAAAUGGCUCGGAAGGAGUGUGACCUCAACAGGCAGUGUGGGGUAAUAAAUCCAGAGACCAAAAAGAUCUGUACCCGCCUGCUGACCUGCAAGAUCCACUCGGUGCACCAGCGCCGGGAGGUCCAGGGCCGGGCUAAGGACUUUGACGUGCUAGUGGCAGAGCUGAAGGCCAACUCCCGCAAAGGGGAGUCUCCCAAGGAGAAGAGCCCAGGGCGCAAGGAGCCAGCUCUUGAGCGCCCCUCCCAGGAGCCCCCCUCAUCCCAGGUUGUAGCAGCGGCGGCCGCUCCCAGCUUCUCUGCUCGUGCCAAGCAGACCUACUCAUACUGUGCACUGCCCAGGUCCCGGGCUUCCUCUGAGAGUGAGUUGGAUGAUGAAGGCCCUUGUGGUGGUGAUGGGGACCCAGGCCUGUUCCCCUUCCCCCUACCCCGGGGCGGGGCCCAGGCCUCCAGCGAGGACAGUGAGGAGGAGGGGACAUCUGACGACCUCCACCUCCCCGCCGACUGCCAUUAUGCAACCCGACCGCCACGGCCACAGGCGUUCUGCACCUUUGGGAGCCGGCUGGUGAGUCCAGGGUGCUACGUGUUUAGCCGUCGGCUGGACCGGUUCUGCUCGGCACUGAGCUCCAUGCUGGAACGGCACCUCAGCUCACACAUGUGGAAGAAGAUCCCACCAGCGGCUGAGCCUCCUUCCCACCUCGUCAGCUCCCCUCUGCCUGCUCCCCUGAGCCCAUCCUCCACGAGCAGCUGCCCCCGCCUCUCAGGCCCAGCCCCCAGACCUGCCUGCCCAGCUUCCACACCCCCCACCAAGGACAGCCUUGUCCCCAGCUACCCUGCAGGCUCCCCCAGCGUGGCAGCCGCCUGCAGCCAGGCGGAGUGCAUGGGUGGAAGCCAGGCCAUCACCUCACCACUGCCUGCCAACACGCCAUCCCCGUCCUUCAGCAAACUCCCGCCUUCGAAGGCCAGCAAGUCGUCCAGAGGCAAAGACGGGGCAGAGUUGGAGGCCCCUUCUCGAAAGCGAAAGUUAUCCCCUGGCCCUACGACUUUCAAACGGACCUGCAUCCUGGAACCCACUGGAAAAGGCAAACCCUCUGGCUGCCGGGGCCUCUCGGCCAAGACUAAAACAGCCCUGGGCAUAGGGCUUAAUGGGACAGUGGGGCCAAGAGUGAAGCGGGCAGGGCCCCUGGAUUGUCGGGGUUCCCCUCAUCAGCCCCCCACACCAGUCAAGGCUUCUCAGCUGGACAACCGGGGAGUGGCUGGACACCCAGCCAAGGCCCUGCCGACCAACUGCCUCUCUGAGGAGGAGGUAGCCAAGAAGCGGAAAAAUCUGGCCACUUACUGCCGGCCAGUGAAGGCCAAGCACUGCCAGGCUGCCCCCCCUGCCGAUGCGGCCUGCUCUGUACGCCGCAAGAAGCCGGGUCCAGCCCUGGCCUUUGAGGAGAAGUGUUCUACACUGAAGGUACCAGCCCAGCUCCCUGAAGAGCAUGGGCAGGGAAGGGUCAGGGUGGAUGAGGGUGGAGUGCACGGUGGGAAUCUGACACAGAGAAGGUGCUGAGUAAACGUGCAAGGAAGGGAAGAGAGGAAGCUGAGAGAGAGGUUUUGGGACAUCUUCUUUAGUGAGAGGUGAGUCAGUUCCUUGCAGGCUGGUCCCAGCCUUUUGCUUGAUGGGCCUUCUCCUGUCCCCAGCCCUCUCCUUUGGGAUGAAGGAGAUGCUGCCUCUGCCUCCCCCUCACCAACCCCCGCUUUUGCUUCAAUCAGAGGGCUACUUUCUGAAUUGGCUAUGGCCCUCGCUCCAGGAACUGGAGCUACCUCUGUCCUCGAAGGACAGGAAGUUGGACUCCAUGAGCUCUGAUAAGAAAGGCUUGGGCAGUGAGGUUGAGCUUGGGUUCCUGAGCUGUGGCCUAACAUCUGCGCAGCAGAGCAGGCAGGCCUGUCUGGCUCAUUGGCUUUGCCUCUGGGCAUCAGCAUGGAAGGGCAGGGGUAUAACUCGAGGUCCACAUAUGCAUGUAUGCCCACCUUGCACCUGUGUCCACUUCAGGUUUUCAGGCAAGUUCUCCAGGGUUUCUUGUAAAACCAGUAUUCAGUUUUAUUUGCCUCUGCUGCUGGAGCCCUAGAGUAGCAUGCUAGGAGCUGCCCAUAUGAUGUCAGCCAGGAGGGAGUUACUGGAGGUGGGAAGGAGAGGUGCUCUCCUGGUUUCAGCAUGGGCCAGAUGCAUACCAAUACCUCUGGCAUGCACAUAAGAGUAAUGCGUCUAACAGUUACCCAGGGCCUGAGUGCAUAUGUGUGUGUACUCAUGGGCAUGGGUCUUCUCCAGGCUGCCCCUGCUAGGCUGGCAUCCAUCUUUCCCCUUGCCCAGCUUUAUUCACCAGGCCAGCAGGAGGAAAUCCAGCCUUAGCUCUUGUGGUUCACAGUUCAAUGGGUAGGAGGACUGGUAGGCCCCUAGCUGACCCUGUCUCUUGCCUCUUGUC
This is a messenger RNA of Hipposideros armiger (great roundleaf bat), 3347 nucleotides long. RefSeq names its product ataxin 7 like 2 (gene ATXN7L2). Bases 272 to 2434 code for a protein of 720 amino acids. Lineage: Eukaryota; Metazoa; Chordata; Mammalia; Chiroptera; Hipposideridae. The record is from RefSeq and is a predicted model, not a curated record. The transcript has 11 exons.